AUGCUCGAGUCACUUGCUGCUGGGUUGCUGAAUCGAGUUCUUGGGGCAUAUGUCGAGAACUUCGAUAGCACUCAACUAAACGUGGGAAUUUGGAGUGGAGACGUCAAGCUGAGAAACUUGAAACUAAGGAAGGAGUCCCUUGAUGCCUUGGAUUUACCAAUCGACGUGAAGUAUGGGUAUCUAGGGGAGUUGACGUUGGCAGUUCCAUGGAAGAGCCUUAAAAACAGACCUGUAAAAAUCUUGAUCGAUGGGGUCCAUCUCUUAUGUGGUCCUAGAGAUGAAGAAGGAGAAGACGAGAAAGACGAUGAAGAGCGGGAGUUAAGGUUCAAACUUAGGAAGCUAGAGGAGAUAGAGGAGAUAAGCAAAGCGGCUACUACUGCUAUAGGCGACAACCAAGAACAAAAUGAGACUUUCACACAGUCUUUGUUGACCAAGAUCGUGGAUAAUUUGCAGGUUUCAAUCAAGAAUAUACAUGUGCGGUACGAAGACAUGGAGGGAAUUUUUGGAGAGGAGCCAUAUGCUGUUGGGCUCACCUUGAGUGAGAUUUCAGCCGUCUCGACAAACGAAAAUUGGGUUCCUAGCUUUAUUUCGAUGACAACGGCGAUUACACAGAAGCUUUUGACCCUGGAUUCUUUGGCAGUUUACUGGAAUUCCAAUGCAGACAGUAUUUCUAGUACUGAUCACGACCAACUCCGGCUUCGCAUGGAAAACUCCAUUUGUAGUGCAAAUAAUGCAGUUGACCACAAAUUUUUACUUAGACCCGUUAGUGGAUGUGGGCGGCUAACUCUCAAUAAAGCCGGUUCAACAGAAAAACAGCCACAUAUUGACGUAAAGCUUUUGUUCGAGGAGUUUGGGCUCGACAUCAGUGACGUUCAAUAUCAGGACAUUUUGAACACGGCGUCAAAAAUUCACUGGUAUAAAAAAACCGUCAAGUUCAGAAGACAAAGGCCUAAGUGCUCUGUUUCUGAUGAUCCCCGCGCUUGGUUUGCCUAUGCCGCUCGAUCGAUUUAUCAAGAGAUUCAUGGUAGGAAUUAUAAGAUGAGUUGGGAUUUUAUCAAAUGGAGGAGGGAUAAGAGAAUUGAGUAUAUCGGGCUGUGGAAGAAGCAUUUAGCUUCAGAACACAAUGCAAAAAUGUCGCUCAAUGAAGAAGACGAAGCAGAGCUAAAAGAGCUUCAUAAGAUUUUAUCGCUUGAGGAUAUCAAGCUAUUCAGGGCUAUGGCUUCGAAACAAUUCCGUACUGAAAGCCGUGAGGCGAAGCUUUCGGGUUCCGAGCAGGGUGAAACAAAUAAAAAUGCAGGAUGGUUUUCUUCGUGGUGGAGCGGAGGCAGCUCGAACGAAGAACAGCAAGACAAAUUGGAGUUGACUGACGAGCAGAGAAAGGAGCUUUACGAUGCAAUAGAAUUUGACGAGACUAAGAUACUGUCAGAAGCAAUAAGCUUACCUCGUGAUAGGGUUGUCACAAGUGCUUCGUGCCUUUUGAAAAAGGGCUCACUUCGCUUCAUAAAUGAUUCCAAGUCGUUAAAGUUGGGUGAGGUUAUCUUUGAGAAUUGCGAAACUGACUUUUAUCAGCGCCCAGACUCUAUGCUUGCAACUUUCAGGCUGCGUGAGUUUAAAGUUGAGGAUGGCUCCCCGAACACGCUUUACAAACAUAUUGUGAGUGUUAAAAAUCUUCAAAUACAAGAUGAGGAAGGUGAGACUUCAGACCAGGAGCCAUUUUUCAAAGUUGCUCUAGAGCAAAAUCCUCUUGAUAACUCUGCUGACACCAAGGUCGAGCUACAGCUGAAAAGUAUGACCGUGUUUUAUCAUGUUCACUUCGUAAAUGAGAUCAUUCGUUUAUUUGAUCCACCCAGAAAACAUCUUGAUACCAUUGGCGCUAUUAUGAAUGCCGCGGAGGCAACAGUUGGAGGGUGGACCGCCCAAUCCAGGAUGGGAGUAGAGGCAAUACUCGAAGACCACAAAACAGUCAACGUCGAGAUGGACUUACAGGCCCCGCUCAUUAUAAUUCCAUUAAAUCCUCAUGUCUGGGAUACGCCUUGUGCAGUAAUUGAUGCCGGCCACAUAUCGCUUGCUAGUGACUUGGUUCCAAAAGAAAAGAUCAAAGAGAUGAAGGCUAUGAGUCCAGAGGAGUACGACAAAAUUGCACCUCAAGAUAUUAAAAGACUCAUGUUUGAUAGAUUUAAACUCAAACUCAACGACAUGCAGUUUCUGGUAGGCCCAGAUAUAAGGAGUACCAUUUCGAAACUGAAUUUAAGUGACAGAGAGAGUAACUCAGUUAUAUUGGACAGAAUGGAAAUGGAGCUCGAUGUCGAUAUUUCUAUCCUUCCGAGGGCUUUAACCUUACCUAAAAUUGCAAUUUACGGGAAGCUUCCACUACUUAAGCUUUCGAUUAAUGAUUAUCAAUACAAGGUUUUGAUGAAAUUGAUUGAUAAUUGUUUGCCUCAAUUUGGUAACUUUGGAACCGAGCACAGUGGUUUUGAAGGUAAUUUUUUAACAGAUAAUGAAGUUUCUACUUCUCAAUCACAAUUCGCCCGUGAAAGUCAAAUGCUGCAGGAGCAGUUGGAUGGUCUGAAAAAAAUGACACCGACUGAGCUCAAUCAACGCAUUUUUCAACUGAAGUUUGACAUCGAAUUGAUUCAUGUAUGGCUUCACAAGUGCACAGACGAGGGUAGCAUGGGCACGACGCCUUUGGUGAAUCUUGUUGGGAAGAAUUUUGAACUUGACUUGGGGAAAAAGGCCAAAAAUUUCGAGUUAGACCUUGCACUGCAUUCUCUGGACAUAGAAGAUUUUAUCGAAGAUACUCAAGUGAAUGAAACUGGUUGGAUAGUUCAAUCAACACAUGCUCAUAGUGGUGAUGACUCCGACUUAUUUAAGAUAUCCCUUGUUAGAAGCCAGAGAAUCGUGACGCACAAAGGCUUUUUAAUCGCUGUGGCAGACCAGGACGUUAUGAUGUCGAUGACCGAACUGAAGUUUACUCUGAAUCCCAAAACAAUUUUGACGUUGAUCAACUUUGCGAUAACCACAUUCACUGAUCCGAACGGACCCGAAAUGCCUGUCGAUGCUUUAAAGCACAAUGCCCCAGAUACUGAGGAUGCUCCUCAAAAAAUAAAUUUCCAUCUUUCUAUGGAUAACGUUAUAGUACUUCUCAGCGACGAGUCUACAGAUAUUGCUACUUUGGAGUUGAGUGCCGCAGAGAUAGCUUUGUUUUUACUGCCCGAGUCGAUGAACUUGAAAGCUAGUCUUGGCGGAAUUGAUCUCACAAAUGAAAUCCAUAAAGGGCUCCCUAAAACAUCACCACUGCGGAAACUUAUCACGAUUAGCGAUAACGAGCUUGUGGAGUUGACUUAUGAAACUUUCGAUCCUGCUAAGAACUCGAACAAUUUCAGCUCCUCUUUCGAUUACAGGACGGGUUCCAUGGUUAUCAAUGUUGUCGAUGAUGCCUUGAAUAGGCUUCUGAAUUACGCGGCUAAGUUUCAAAGAAUGAAAGGGCUUUUUGAUCAUGCUCGGGAACUAGCUUAUGACCAAGCAGGCAAUAUCGAGUCAGUGAAUAACAUGAAACUCAACAUCAACGUGAAGGCACCUGUAAUCAUAUUUCCCAAACUCAUAGAUCCAGGAAAGGAAACAUACGACAGCAUAACCUUCUAUCUUGGACAGCUGUAUGUUCAGAACACCUUUAAAGAGAGCGAUAAUGUCCUCAUCAACACGAUUUCUUCUGGCAUAAAGUCAGGAACUAUUUCUUCCAUUUUCCACAUGGAAAACAAUCUCCUCCAAGAAUUGCAUAUUAUUCAAGAUCUUGCCAUGCACUUUGAUAUCACUCAUAAGCCCGCAAAUGGUGAUGACGGAGGGAGCUUUGAUGUUAAAGGCUAUUUCGAACCGCUUUCAGCAAGGUUGACAGAUUUGCAGCUCCAAUACAUGUAUGUUCUAUCCCAAAAUCUUCCCAAGGCUUUGCAGAUUGAUCAAAGCGAUCUAGUAGUGGCUGAAGAUGCCGCAGUUGACGUAAGCGCUUUGAUGUUUCCAAAAGGCGAGUCUGAACUUUCUGAGGCUUCAAGUAGACCGCAAGAAAGCAGCAAUGAUAGAAAGAUUUCUUUGAGCAUGGAAUUUGCUGCUCCUAAUACUUCUUUGACACUAUAUUCAGAGACUAAGGGUUGCAAGAGCGUCGAUGAGUGUGCAAUGACAAGAUUGACUUUUCAUGACUUUGGUAUGGUCUUGAAAACCAAUGAUGACAUGGAAUUGAAUGCAGAGAUACACACUUUCUCAUUUACCGUCGAAGAUAUUAGAAAAGAGAAAGAAAACGAGUUUACCGAGCUUAUUCCGAAAACGUCAGGAGAUAAUAAUCAAUUUAUGGCAACCGUUGUCGAGCGGAAACUAGGCAGUUCUAGUGUUUUCAACAUAAGUGUGACAGUUGACACGCCUCGGCUUAUUUUGGCUUUGGAUUACCUAUUUGCACUUAAAGCAUUCUUUGAUCCGACUCUGAGCGUGAAGCCUCCGGCCAAGAUUAAUAGUGAGGAAGGACAGUUGAAAGAAAACGACUCUAUCUCUGGAGAGGGGUCUUUAAAAAUUCAUUACUCCUUAAACGUUGUUGAUGGAUCUAUCAUUCUGUUAUCAGAUCCCUCGGAUAAAAAUACAGAAGCCAUUGUGUUUAGUGCUGGACAAUUGAUGAUAGCUGACCAAAAUAUCAUGUCGGCUAAUGCCAACAACUUGGGGAUGUUUCUUUGCAGAAUGGGCUCAUUUGAUGAAAACAGAAUUAGGUUAUUAGACGAUUUCUCUUCAUCUAUUGCUGUUGAUACAAGGGACUCCAAUGCGGAAAAGUUUUUAACAAGUGUGCACAUAUCUGUGGAACCUAUAGUAAUGAGAUUAUCUUUGAGAGACAUUAGGCUGGCUCUCGCAAUUUUUGAUAAGGCAAUGAAGCUGGCCAAAAGCCACGGGCUUGCAUCAGAACCUACAUCAGAAGAGACUGAUUUUAAAACCAAAUAUGGUUCCUUCUCAAAAGAUUUUAAGCGCACUUUGUCAAAGUAUGCGCCGAGUAUUGUAUCUUCCGCUAGUUUUCUCUCCAGUCGCAAUAAAACUCGUCGCAAUGAGGAGGCAAUUCUCACUGCAGAAAAAUUGAAUGCAGACGUUGAAGGAUUAAGGAUGGUCCUCAUUGGUGAUGUUCAUGAACUUCCAAUUAUUGAUAUGAAUGUGAGGCCUUUCAACAUUUCAGCUAACAAUUGGUCAAAUGAUGUUGAGCUACUCUCCACCAUUGAACUAUACGCAAACAUUUUCAACUACUCGCGAUCUAGCUGGGAACCUCUUGUGGAAGCCUUCCCAAUCUCGUUUCAUGUCUCCAGGGGCUCUGAUACCAAUGCUGCACUGGUGUUUGAUGUGGUAUCUAGCAAAAUUGCCAGUUUGAGUCUUUCUUCUAGAACAAUUGCUCUUCUUUCUCAAAUACCGUCCUCGAUCUAUGACCAUCAGGACCUUACCGUCAGAGGAGCCGAAAAGCCUUAUAAAAUUGUCAAUGACACGGGCAUGACUUUAAAUGUUUGGAUCGCAUCCGAAGACGAAAGCCAAAGGAAUCAGUUGACAAUUCUUGAAAGCAUGGAAUGCUUACCGUGGGAAUUUGAAGAUUGGCGAAGAGUUAGGGAGAACCUUGAUACCGAUAGCACUAUGAACAUGUUGGGAGUGGAAGUCGCUGACAAGAAAUAUGAAUCUUCUUUGAGGAUUGAUGUUACAGCAGAGGGCGAAGAUGUUUACACAUUAAGGCCUCCGAAAAAUGGAAUCCACACCAGGCUAGCUUGCGAGCUGACUUUGGGAGACGAUAACGUUAAGACGGUUACAAUAAGAUCGACGAUUGUGUUACAAAAUUCGACGUCUAACAUUUUGGAAUUUAAAAUGGCGGGUGAAGAAACAAUCCAAGAAUUAAACCCUGGGGAAAGUAGAUCAAUUCCAGCUGAGAAAGCUUACGAAACUGAAGUGAUUUUGAGACCAAAAGGAAAUUUUGAGUGGCCAUCGAGAUCCAUUAGGUGGAGGCAAUUGUUGAACCGUCCUCAAACAGUGACGUGCAGAAACAAAAGCCAGGAUAAUUUGUUCCAUUUUGAAAUCGAUGCUCAAUAUGAUCAUAACGAGCCACUAGCCCGGGUCUACCCUCACAUGAAAGUCAUUAUCUCUUCACCUCUUAUCUUGGAAAAUUUGCUGCCCUACGACAUGAGCUAUAGACUAUUAUGGAAGGAGUCUAAGCCGACAGGCUUUACCCGCAAGGAUCAGUCAGAACUACACCAACUUGCCAAGGGACAAAAGGUACUCAUACACAGUGUCACUUUAGAUGACUUUCUUUUAUUAGAAAUUCAUCCUGAUGAAGAGGACAUUAGUAUUUCAGAACAAUGCCUGAUAAAUACUCCCUACCGAUCGGAAUUACAGCCUGAAUCCAGACUAUCACUCAGAUAUAAGACUGGCCAAAAGCUUUUCUUGAAUGCUCAUUACAAGAACGUCGAGGGCUCAAGGGCUAAGAUAGUGAGCAUUUAUUCGCCUUACGUGAUAUUGAAUGGGACCAAUAGGGACCUUCAAAUCGAGGGCGACAAUAACAACAUAACUCUAGCGAAAGUGCUACUAACAGAGGACGGAAAUCGUUUUUCCAAGCCUACAAUGUUUUCUUUUAACCGCGACAAAAGCAACAGAAAUCGUGCCAGUGUGAGAUUUAAUGAUUCUGACUGGAGUAUUAGGACAUCUUUUGAUGCCAUAGGACAGGCUGUUGACCUCACAAUGAGUAUUCCCAACAAAAAUCUGGAGAGCAAUAUUGGCAUAACCGUGACCGAGGGUGAAGGCCGCUAUGCAUUUAGUAAACUCAUUCAUAUCCAACCGAGAUAUAUUAUCAGGAAUGAACUAGAUGCCGACAUUGAAGUCAGUGAAUUUGGAUCUACUAAUGUCUUUAUCGUCCAGACAAACAUCUCCUAUCCAUUGUACAAGAUGCGAAGUAUAUCCAAUAAGCACCUGAUAUUAAAAUACCUGGGGUCAAAUUCAGCGUGGUCUGCGCCUUUCAUGAUCAAAGAUAUAGGCUCAACUUACGUUAAGGUUUUGACGAGGGGAAAAGGUCACCAAUUAUUGAAGCUUGACAUUGUUCUUGAAGGAGCAACAAUAUUCAUAAACAUUGGCCACGCUGAUGGUAGCUGGCCAUAUUCUAUUCGAAAUUUCAGUGAUCAUGAGUUCAUAUUUUAUCAAAGAGACCCAAGAACUUUUGACAAUGAUGAUGAUUAUGAACUGUACGAUGAUCUCGCUGACAUGGAUUAUGAACCACUAUUCUACAAAGUUCCUCCUCGAAGCGUGAUGCCAUAUGCCUGGGACUAUCCUGCUGCACGCCAAAAGAAAUUGAUUUUAGUGGCCAGGAAACGAAAACGAGAGGUGCAGUUAGCCGAGAUUGGAAACCUCAAACCCAUGAGGCUUCCUGUCACCGCUCAAAAUGAGCAACGUGCGAUAGUUGACCUAAACGUCGUGGCAGACGGGCCAACACAAGCCCUUGUGAUCUCGAAUUAUAACCCUGAAUUCAGUCUAUACAAGCUCCGUUCUGCUCAGAAUACGUCCACUUCCCUCUCCACCGAGAGAGGGGAUCAGUUCGAAGUGCAAGAAGAGGACAGAAAUGUGCACACGAAAAUUAUCUUUGCAUUUGAAGGUGUCGGUAUAUCUCUUAUUAACACGAAAUUACAGGAGUUGUGCUACAUUACCUUAAACAAUCUCGAGUUGAGGUAUAAUGAGUCUGACUUAUACCAAACCGUCAGCUGCAAAUUGAAAUGGAUCCAAAUUGACAAUCAACUGUUUACUGGGAUAUUCCCAAAUAUUCUCUACCCAACGGCGAUACAGAAGACUUCUAAAGAGCUUGAUUAUCAUCCUGUUCUGUCAGGUUCAGUUUCCAAAGUCAAAGAUGAUACCCAUGGGGUCUUAUACUUUAAGCAUGCCACGUUAUUACUACAAGAGCUGACUAUACAGCUCGAUGAAGAUUUCUUAAUGGCACUCAUUGAUUUUUCAAAAAUUCCGGGAGCCUCUUGGCUACACGAGGCGGAGGAUUCCUUGUGUGACAGUUACGCAAUGCUUGUGCGGCCUGUGGAAUUACAGCGACAGAACGAUAUAUACUUUGAGAUGUUCCACCUUCAGCCUACCAUGCUCCAUUUAUCCUUUGUGCGAACCGAAGAUCUCAAUCCAGAAGACGAGAAAGUGGGUCCACAGAACGCGCUGUUGUUUUUCGUAAACGUUUUGACUAUGGCGUUAGGAAAUAUUAAUGAUGCACCCAUAAAACUAAACUCUUUGUACAUGGACAAUGUCAAAGUUCCCCUGCCAAUGCUAAUGAGCGCCAUUCAAACGCAUUACGGACAGCAAUUUUUCUAUCAAAUUCACAAGGUCCUUGGCUCUGCUGACUUCUUGGGUAAUCCUGUUGGUUUGUUCAACAAUAUAAGCUCAGGAGUGUGGGAUAUUUUUUAUGAGCCGUACCAGGGUUACAUGCUCAAUGACAGACCUCAGGAGCUUGGAAUUAGUAUAGCGAAGGGAGGCCUUAGUUUCGUCAAAAAAUCUGUUUUUGGCCUUUCAGACAGUUUUGCGAAAUUUACCGGGUCUGUAGCUAAAGGCUUAUCUGUUGCAACUCAAGAUCGUGAGUUUCAAGAACGUCGAAGAUUAGAACAGCGAAAAGCCAGAGGCAAUCAAGGUUUUAAUGGCUUUGGAACCGGUGCCACUUCAUUUGUCAACGGUAUAACAAGCGGUUUGCGAGGCAUGGCUGUCGAUCCUUUUACAGGCGCAUCACAGGAUGGCAUGCCCGGUUUUUUCAAAGGUCUCGGGAAAGGUAUCGUGGGGCUUCCUACCAAAACGGCAGUUGGUGUUUUGGAUCUGGCAAGUAAUUUUAGCGAGGGUAUAAGAAACACAACCACUGUAUUGGACGGUUCACUUGCAACUCGAGUGAGAUUACCACGCUACGUCGGUUUUGAUCAAAUUAUCAAGCCUUUUAACGAACGGGAAUCCCAAGGCCAAUUCUGGCUUAAAACUGCUAACGGGGGCGAGCUUAUCAAUGACAAGUAUCUCGCCCACGUUGUCCUUCCUGGGAAACAGCUGGCUGUGAUUGUUUCCAUGAGCCACGUUAUAGAAAUUCGUCUGUCUUCACUGGAAAUAAUGUGGAAGGUCAAAUAUUCUGACGUGAAAGCUAUGACAUUAGAACGCGCAGGUCUUGUAAUCACUCUGAGAAAUGCAUCUUCAGACUUAUUUGUACCAAUAUCGGAUUCCCAUGAGAAGAGAUUCUUGUACAAGAAUCUCUCCAUUGCUGUUAAUGAGUAUAACAAAUACUGUCAAGUGGAACUGUAA
Messenger RNA from Lachancea mirantina, 9306 nucleotides. NCBI's taxonomy places the organism in Eukaryota, Fungi, Ascomycota, Saccharomycetes, Saccharomycetales, Saccharomycetaceae. The record is from the annotation of a GenBank genome assembly.